UGAACGAAUACAUUUGCGAUUGAAUGCACACGUCCGACCGAUCGACACACACACACACACACAUAUUGAUUACAUAUGCAGACAGACCCACCUACCUACCAGCCUAAAGACAGCAAGUCAUCCCUCCCCCUGCCCCUCAGCUGCCAUUUCCCUUCUUUGCCUUUCGCCCUCUAUCUCUUGCCUGAGCCUGUCCUGCUCCUCGUCACCUGCACCAGCUGUCCUGUUGCCCCCCGUUGCCCCUGUUGGUGGCGGCAGCGGGUGGCCGUGGAUGGCUGCCUUCAUGAUGCCCUCCAGCUCUUGUGUGGAUCUCAGCCGCCGAUUCUCCUCCUCUGUCAGCUCAGCCGUCAGCCGGUCAGACUCGGUACGCAGACGAGACACCUCUGCACACACACACACAUGAUGAUGCCUUCCUUGUUGUGUGUGUGUGUGUCUCGGUGUCUCUGUGCGGCUUGUCUUGUCCGCACCUGCACUGAUGUCUAUUCUGCAGGGUGGCAUAUGUUCGCCCUUUUUGCACACUUUGGCUUCAGCGGCGACCGAGUCGGCGCAGCACUGGCUCUUGCCGCCCGCAUACGCCUCACAGCCGGGUCCCCCGCACCUGUCGCACUCGGAGGCGGGACAGCACGCUGACGCAAGCUGCACCGUCGAGUUGUCGAUGGACACCUUGCCGCCGAGCGAGCUGCAGAUAAAGUCGCGGGCCCUCGCUGUGUCGUUGGCGAGGAGGGCCGUCUCGGCAUCGAGGACGGCUUUCUUCUGCUGCAGCAGGUCGGCUAUCUUGCUGUCAUACUCAUGAACCGCCGUCAGCAAGUCUGAAGAGAGCACAGACGCGGGCAUCCAGAUUGACCGACGAAGAUUGAGGAUGCGUGUGUGUUCUGUUCUAUGAUGUGUGUGUGUGUCCAGUCACUCUGCUGUCUGGAGAUGGCUUCGGGUGGGAGUGGAUGUGGGGCGCCCGGCUUGUGGCCGGGGGGAACUAGGCCCUCCUCCCUCGUCUCUCGCUCGAUCCUGCCUUCACCUGCACACAUACACCACCCCAGAGAGAGAGACAGAGAGAGAGAGAGAGACAGACAGAGAAAGAGACUUCAUCACACUGUAGUGAGUGAUGGAUAGGGUGCAUACUAGAGAAGACGCCACCCUCGACGAGUUCAUCGUGUGGCGCCCCCGCAGGCCUCUCCUCUUCGCCGGGCAGAGCUGCACAGACACCAAGACCCGACGGACAACUGUACCGGUCGGGUCGGUGUAUGCGUGCACCAAUUCAAUCUCACGUACGUUCUGCCUGCGGUGGCCCUGCGGGCCCUUCUUCUUUCCCUGCCUCCUCUUUCAGCUUCUCCCUGUGAUGCAGCUCGUGGUGUUUGCGGAGCUUCUCCCUGAGUGCCAGCUCUCUCGCAGUGAGGUCUGCCUCCCAGUGCUCCAGCUCAUCCUCCCACUUGUCCAGUUCGAACCCCUUGGCCUUCAGCUGCUCGGGCGUCAGCGAAGACAGGUCGGGGGGCAGCGGGUUGCCGGAGAUGUUGUGGGGCUGGGACGAGGCAGCGGAGGUCUCCAGAAAGGAACCUGGUGGCAGUGGGGUGGCGGCAGGGAGGGUGAUGGUUGAGGGUAUGUGUUUCGCUUACCUUCUUGGUCGCAGCUGGUGCAUUCGUCGCCAUAGAUUCCGACUCUCAUGCAGGCCCGGCCGUGCCAUGCCUUGGCGUAGAUGCGGACCGCCCCAGCGUGAAAGGGGAUCCCUAUCUGGUGACUCACCUGCACACACACAUGAACACACACGAGUGCAGGUGGUGUCUCGUGUGUCAUUUUCUGUCUGUCAGCCCACUUAACUUACUUGGUCGACGUUGUUGGUGUUCGCAUCAAGCACUGUCUGGAUGGAUCCUAUGUUGAGGGCGUCGUUGUACGUCAUCCAGUUCUGGAAUGCCGGCCGGGAGUCGUAGGCAUGCUUUAUCGUUAUGUUGGUCACCCACGACUGCUCACACGCAUUGGCUGCAGCCAAGCCACCACAACACAGCACCCACACAAGACAAGACAGACCCCUGCUUCAGCGAUAGAGACACACAUCCAUGCUGUCUGCGGCACCUUGUGUGACGACGCGCUUGAUGGUCUUGACUCCAGAGAAGGUGACUUGAAUGAAAGGCUCCUUGUCAGUGUUGGCGGCGCACCAGGCGCGGCCCUUGUAGCCGAGCCGUGCGCGCGUGAUGAAGUGUUUGGCGUCGAGUGGGUCCAGCUCCUCUGCGCGUCGACACGAUUCGACUUCGAUGGGUUGUGAGUAGUAGGAUGCAUUGACGGACGAGGCCUUGAUGUCGCGGUCCAUGACGAUGCGAUUGAUGCCCGUCAUCUCCACCGCACCAAAGAGGUCCUCGCUCACUGCAUCAUACCAGAGGAUAAGCACAAAGGCGUUGCUCUAUUUCUCUCUGUGUUACGGCACGCCCACCGUCUGGCUGCAUGAGUGCUAUUCUUCUCUGCGAUGAUGCAAUCACGCGUGUUCUGUCGAUGCGGCCGCCGGCACCCACCGAAACCCUCUGCAAACGGACAAAACUCUCCCCACAAAGCCAUGGCAGAAACAUGCCCGAGGAAAUGUGUGCCCACGUGUGAGUGCAGGUGUAGUGCAUUGACGAGAGCAGCAGAAGCCAGCACAAACAGCACCACAUGGGCCGCUCUGUUGAUGACAUCUAACCAUCGCAGCCUCAUCGCGGGGAGAGAAGGGA
This is a messenger RNA of Vitrella brassicaformis, 2687 nucleotides long. The record is from the annotation of a GenBank genome assembly. NCBI's taxonomy places the organism in Eukaryota, Vitrellaceae.